AUGGCGACUUGGGUAUACCCACCACUACCUCCGCUGCAGUUGGAACAGGAAGCUGAUAGUGCAUUGGUACACCUCUCCCUAGAUCACAUCGAACUCCUGUUGGCUAGGGAAUUAGAAUGGCUGCUGCGCUCUCUGCAAGACUCUCUAGCUUCCGUAAGGGAAGGCCUGCAUGAAUGCGCUGCGCUACUGGCCCCCAAAGAACCAGGCUCAACAUUAGUAUUAUCCUCUUUACGGUCCGAAUGUGUGAAAGGCUUUGUGACAAGGGUCGGAACAAAAAUCGUGAAAGGCGAUAUCCAACUACGUAUUAGUUCCCUUGCUUCUGCGCGCGGCUCCCCAACAACUCGUUUAUGCUUGUCAAAUUCUGCCGACGCUCCUGAGCUCGUGUUACACCAGUUAGUUUCGGUGAGGAACUUGGUCAACCAGAGUCUCGAUGUGGUGGACGUCAGCACUUGGACGGGCGAUCCGCUUAAUGCGAGUUUCAUAUAUGGACAACUGCGUCUUCUCUAUGAAACUCUCUCCGAGGCUCGACAGAUGUUGAAGGGUGAAGGCGACCAAGUCAGGGGCAAGUGGUGGGAGACAAGUGCCCUUGAGGAUAUGUUUGACCCGCCGGUGCCGCCAAACCUUUCGUUCCACCUAUCGAUAGCUGACUCAGCCCUCGUCCUGUAUCUAAGGACGCUCGAGUCCAGUACCCCCACGCAUACUCCCACUGCUUUUGCUACCGAUAUCUCUUUGACCGGGUUCAAUAUACGAGACCGUUUGUUCGGAACUCGACAUCGUCCACAUGAUGAAGUCGGAGAUGUUUUCACUUGGAAGGGCGAUGAGGUCAAAGUAAGAGAGAAGAUCCGCGUGGAAAGUCAGGACCCCAGCCUGAUGGCAGUCAUGGCUAAAUUGACUGCUCUGCAACACGAAGUAAUGAAAUGGAUUACAGCACUGAAAGUGCUCAUGGGCAAUGAGGAUACAGAUAGCGAAGAAAUUGUGGAAGCGUUGAGGAUGCUGUCACGAUCUCCGGCAUCAAGGGCGAGCCGGUCUUGCUCUCACAGCCUUCUACGCACGAUCGCAUCCAAGUCGUCGCAAAUCUGUUCGCAACAGCUCCGCGGCGGAGCUGCCAGCCUCAUAGCUCAGCGAUACAAAUGCACAAACGCGCGAUACCAGUUCUCCCUUAAUUCACCUAUCGGAUUCCCUCGCAAAACCGCUACCGGAUAUGCAAGCAGUGGAUUGAAGCACGAACGGCGAUAUACGUCUACGGUGCCAUCUGCUGAUGCCGAUGUCAAUACGGAACGGAAGGACGCUAUCUACGACGUGAUUGAUAAGAUUGAACAGAAUGAGUUGGAGUUGGCCGAACUCAUGGAGGAGCUAGACCUGUUGGAUGAUUAUCACAAGGCUCUCAAUUUGGAUGGCCCGGAGUUUGAUCAUGCGUUUAGCCAGACGAUCGGCCAUCGGGAUCAAGAGCAUCUGGAAGGGCGCGUCCAGACGGCAAGGCAGGUAUUCGGAGAUACUCUACCGGAUGGGUUCUUAAACGACACUGAGCUUCAUUUAUAUACUCAAUUGUAUGGCGAGCCGAUAGUGCGCGAGGAGCAGCUGGGGGUCGAGCCAGAGGAAGACGAGAGGGACCCGGAUAUUUUAUACCGUGAGGAUGGCGAGGGAGGAUGGGAAGAAGUCAAUCUUGAGCAGAUUGAGUCCGAUGCCGAACCACCCCUUGUAUAUGAUAUGGAAGUUGGUCCAGUUGAGGAUGAAACUCUCGCCAUGCAACGGACAAGGGAAGUGGCGGAACAGCUGGGCGGAGAAAUUAUGCUGGAGCAGUUUGAAGACGAGGCAAACCCCGACGACACGCCUCGACUUCAUCCCUUGACUGUUGAGGGGAAGUUCUCUACUGACCCUAGUACGGUAUUUCUGCCCAAGGAUACAUUAACUGGUCCAAUUUCCAUCAUCCUGGGCGACUACUCCAAUAAGCAUAUCGCGGAUGUUGCCCAUCGCACCUUUGGGGGUACUCGUCUCCCUUAUUCUACUACAACUCCUCCACCGCGCGCGCAGAUACCUCAGCGUCCUAUUCCACUAGAAGCUUCCCAUCGUCAUAUGUCGGAGAUGGAGGCGAAUGCAUACAUUGCGGCUCUUUACCCCGGAAUGUAUACGUCUGUAUUGAGCGUUCUGGUAGAGGUUCGAAAGCGAUUGGGCACGGACUGGAUGCGCGAGCUCAUUUCAAAAGAAGGGGGUCCCCAUAUUCUUGAUGCCAGUGCUGGUGGUGCAGGUGUCCUAGCAUGGAGAGACGUUAUUCGCGCAGAGUAUGAGCUCAUGGUCCCAGACCACCCGAAGACAAGUCCAAUUCCCGUAGGCAAAUCGACUGUGGUCACUGGUUCUGAAGCUCUUCAAAUGCGGGCAAGUUUGAUGUUGGAAAAUACUUCAUUCCUACCUCGCCUGCCCGACUAUGUUCACAUUCGCGAGAAACCUACCCUAGAUGAUGAGAGGCCUGCCCCAAAGCGAAAGCAAUACGAUAUUAUCGUGGCCCCCCACAGCUUGCUCAACAUUGAAGAAGAGUUCCUACGCAAAGAGCAUGUGGAGAAUCUAUGGAAUCUUCUUAACCCCAAUGGAGGUGUCCUAAUCCUACUUGAGAAGGGACACCAGAGGGGAUUCGAGGCAAUCGCCGGAGCCCGUGAGAUGCUUCUCAAGCGCCUUAUCUCGAGUCCUGACUCUACAGAGUACACCAACUUCACCGAAUCGCCGGUUGACGACUCGCCCAUAAAGAAGGAACCCGGAAUGAUUGUAGCGCCUUGUACUAACCAUGAGAAGUGUCCCAUGUUUAACACUCCUGGCCAUUCUAAGGGCCGCAAAGAUUAUUGUCAUUUCCAACAAAGGUAUAUCAGACCGCAAUUCCUCCAGCGUAUUUUGGGAGCCAAAGAUCGGAACCACGAAGAUGUGAAGUUCAGUUAUAUCGCUGUUCAACGCGGUGUGGACAUGCGUGAGGUGAAAGGAAUCGUACAAGGAGCCGAAGCCGCAGAGGCGGCAUUCGCUGGAUAUGAGGAUUUACAUGACCCAGCUACCGAAGAGCCGGGAGCAUCAGAUGAGGCUACUGCGUCCCAGCCUGAGGUAGGCGAACAAGCCAAGACCGAGCACUUCCAUACCUUGUCUCUUCCUCGUAUUGUGUACCCCCCGAUGAAACGUCGUGGGCACGUCAUCUUCGAUUUCUGCACGCCCGCUGGAAAGAUUGAGCGCUGGACCGUUCCCCGUUCCUACAGUCGUCGGGCAUACAAGGAUGCCCGUAAAGCAAACUGGGGAGACCUGUGGGCUCUCGGCGCGAAGACCCGUAUUUCAAGAAGCCUAAGACUUGGUGAUAAGCAUGGGGAAGGCAAGAAAGAACGGUUGGCCAGGCGGGCAGCCCUGAAAGCUGAACUAGCGGAGGAGGGUGAACUUGAGCAGCAAUCCGAGAGUUCUGAGUGGCCUGAGCUGCCAAUUCCGGCACGAAAGAAGGGCCAAACAAUCCCUAGCUGGAAGAAGCAUGCAGACAAGAAGAAGAUGAGACAAGCGACAAAGAAGCAUGCCGCUGCAAAAGUAGCGCAGGAUGAAUCCUUCAUUUAA
Molecule: messenger RNA, 3570 nt
Organism: Aspergillus alliaceus
Lineage: Eukaryota; Fungi; Ascomycota; Eurotiomycetes; Eurotiales; Aspergillaceae
Product: tRNA methyltransferase RSM22
Exons: 5
Coding region: 1-3570 (1189 amino acids)
Biological process (GO): translation
Cellular component (GO): mitochondrial small ribosomal subunit
Molecular function (GO): methyltransferase activity; structural constituent of ribosome
Source: RefSeq, a predicted model, not a curated record